Molecule: messenger RNA, 1710 nt
Organism: Cydia pomonella (codling moth)
Lineage: Eukaryota; Metazoa; Arthropoda; Insecta; Lepidoptera; Tortricidae
Exons: 1
Coding region: 441-1619 (392 amino acids)
Source: RefSeq, a predicted model, not a curated record
UCCGACAGUUAGUUUUCUACAGAAAGCAUCACGUGAUCACCGAUCACCCGUCAUAGAAAACAAAGUGUCGGAACCGACCCGAAUAGGCAACUGUUUUGCAGAUCAUCUACAAUCACCUGAACUUGGAGUACGAGGUGGGCUAUACAAGGACGACGGGAGCACGCUCACGAAGAACAAGAUGCCCAAAUACAUACACCCAUCUACCUACAUAGUACGGUAGCCAUACAAGUUGUAUAGAAAAGUGGAUACUUAUGUUAGGGAACCGACUUGACGACUGUACUACGGACAAUGGCGGAACCCAACAUUGAAUAAGGGCCGACAUACUCUUGGCCGGUUUUGUCCUAUACGUUGCUGACCACAACUCAGAUAACACAUAGAUAGUAGGUAUAGUACUUAUAGUCAUCUGAUAUAUAACUGCCUAUUCAACAAGACACGAGACCAUGAUUGAAGCCGCAACCAUGGAAGCUAAACAAACUCUGCAGAAAUUAUUAAAGAAAAUAGCUGAGGAGCAGGAGUAUGAGGACUACUCGGACGUGAAAGAGGCCAGCAAUAGCGCCAGCGUCAUGUCAUCUCUUUUCCACGUCAUGCUUCGCUCGGACGGCAAGAAAGAUUUGAAACUUUUCGCAAAAGUCGCCGGUUGGAACGAAAAUUUACGUAAACGUUUGGUCAUCCACCCUUUUACUGCCGAGCUGAAGUUUUACAGAACAGUGCGGACACAAUAUGAGGAGCUGGAAGAAAACUGUAGCAUCCCAAAGGAGCAUAGAUUCCCAAUGCCGAAGGUUUAUGGUAGCAGCGACGAGUACUUCCAUGAAACUCUGGUGAUGGAAGACUUGGUCGCCGAGGGUUAUGCGGUCUUUGACAGGCAGCAUACAGCUGACUUGGAGUACAUGUCUACAGGCAUCGCUGUGAUGGCUCAGUUCCACGCGCUCUCCCUUGCUUAUCACCAAAAUUAUCCAGAAAACUUCGCGAGCACUAGGGAAACAAUGAAAAUGGGCAAUUUGAAACUGUGGCUUGAAAGCGUGAUAGCAAAACUAUUAGCUAACGCAUGCUCAGCCGCCGAAAAGCAUAAAGACAAACUUCAAAAGUACUUCGAGAAUCCGGAAAAACUGUAUCUACCACUCUUGAGUCACUACCAAGGAAGAAAUGAAAACAUUCUAGUCCACGGCGACUUUAAACCCAGUAACCUCAUGCACAGACGGAAGGACGGGAAGCUAGAAAUUGUCGUCGUGGAUUUCCAGAUGGUUCAUGACGGGGAUCCGGUCACUGAUCUUAUGUAUUUUAUUUUUACUGCUACUGAUGAAUCGCUGCGUCGUGCCCACUACCAAGAAUUACUGGAUCUGUAUUAUGAGCAGCUGCGGGGAUCCUUGCUUAGGCUGCACGUCGACCCAGAGAAGGUGUACUCGGAGAAUACUUACAGAUCGCGCUUGGCAGAAUGUAACAUGUUAGGGCUAGCUAUGGCUGUGGGUUUUCUGCCUCUGGUGUUGGUGGAGGAAGGUAAAGCACCGGCAUUUAAUAAAGAGGAUACAGAUUUGACUGCCUUCGCGGUGGAGAGCAGCGCUCUGUUUAAGGAGCGGUUUAAUGGUGUGCUGAACAACUAUGUGGAGUGGGGAUUGUUGUAAGGUGUGUUUAUGUUGUUUAUGUUUUAUAUCCUGACGUUUUAACUUCCGAUUCCAUAAAUAACGAUGCUUUUUUAAUUGUUCAAUAAAAGUU